Molecule: messenger RNA, 636 nt
Organism: Trichogramma pretiosum
Lineage: Eukaryota; Metazoa; Arthropoda; Insecta; Hymenoptera; Trichogrammatidae
Product: mediator of RNA polymerase II transcription subunit 4-like
Exons: 1
Coding region: 1-636 (211 amino acids)
Biological process (GO): regulation of transcription by RNA polymerase II
Cellular component (GO): mediator complex; core mediator complex
Molecular function (GO): transcription coregulator activity
Source: RefSeq, a predicted model, not a curated record
AUGUCCAAUUCAAAAGAACAGUUAUCCAUGAUCUUAAAUGACUUUGAAACGCUCACUCAAGCGUUGCUUUUGAGUUAUUUUGCUCCCAAAAAUCAAAGGAUUAAUGAAGAUAUUAAGCUUAGUUGUACUCAAAUUAUUGAUUUGUUCAUAAUUAAACAAAAAGAAUUACAAAGACUCUUGAUUGAAAUUAAAGAGAAGGUAAUAAUUCAAAAAGAGAUAGAAACAUUGAAGAAAGCAGUAAGCUCUAAAGACCAAGUAAUAAUAAGCCUGUGGUCAGAAUUGAAAAAGGCCGAGGAAAUUUUAAGAGAAACCAUGCGUAAAGCUGCAGAAAAACUUCAAGCUAUGAGGGAGGCCAAAACUAAACCCGUUGAUUCAAACGAUUUGAUAAAAUACGCUGCAAAACUAAGCACCUAUGACAAUGCUAUAACAUCACCUUUGGAUUGGCAACCGAGUGAUCCAAGACGUCCUUAUCCAACAGAAACGGAGAUGAAAUCAAGCUUAUUUUACGAAGAUACUAACAAGUCUAAUCCCAAGGACACUAAAAAGUUUACAGGGUACACAGUAUUAACGCCAAGUAGUCGUAUACCCAGUGGGUAUUACCCAUGUUAUCAUUUCAGACCACGUCAUUCUGAUUAA